CAACAGGUAUCGGAGGAUGUUCCGUACAUUCCAUUCAAACAAUGGGGACGCGCCAAAGGUGUUUACAGGAGUGGCGUGAAGCUCAAUUUUCACGGUCCGCUGGAUAUGGCCGAAGCACGCCGUCUGCUGGACGUCUUCGACAACAACAUGUUUGCCACGGCCUGGGUCACAUCGACUCUCCUGGAGGCCGUUCAGUACGGAGCUGCCCCAAAACCUUCAGACAAUCAGCUUCUACUUGCCAUAAAUGUAAGUACAGAGCUAGCCCCCAAUCCUUCAGACAAUCAGCUUCUACUUGCCAUAAAUGUAAGUACAGAGCUAGCUCCCAAACAUUCAGACAAUCAGCUUCUACUUACCAUAAAUGUAAGUACAGAGCUAGCUCCCAAACCUUCAGACAAUUAGAUUCUACUUACCAUAAAUGUAAGUACAGAGCUAGCUCCCAAACCUUCAGACAAUCAGAUUCUACUUACCAUAAAUGUAAGUACAGAGCUAGCUCCCAAACUUUCAGACAACUAGAUUCUACUUGCCAUAAAUGUAAGUACAAAGAUAGUGCCCAAAACCUCCAGACAAUCAGCUUCUACUUUACAUAAAUGUAAGUACAGUGAUAGCCCCUAAACCUUCAGACAAUCAGCUUCUACUUGAAAUAAAUGUAAGUACAGAGAUAACCCCGAGAACGUUCAGACAUUAGAUUCUACUUGCCCUACACGUAAGUACAGAGCUGGUGUAAUUCCACAACUUGAACUGGGUGGGGUAUUUUUUAAUGAAAAAUUAGAAAAUGUAAGUACAGAGAUAACCCCGAGAACGUUCAGACAUUAGAUUCUACUUGCCCUACACGUAAGUACAGAGCUGGUGUAAUUCCACAACUUGAACUGGGUGGGGUAUUUUUUAAUGAAAAAUUAGACUUUUCUUAGUCAGAAUUACACCCAAUCAUCAAUAGCUCCAUCUCUUUGUGCUACAUGAAUGUUUUGUAGUUUAAGCGAUCUUUACAUUUUUUUCAAGAUGAAAAGCAAGGAAACAAAAGCAUAAUUUUAUGAAUGAAGUUACGAAUCUUUUACCACAGUUAAUUUGGACAGUGCCAUCACUAAAGAAAGUUAAUUUUUUUUUAAAGUUUUUAUUUUAAACUGCCUGCACUGUCCCACAAAAGCAUACACCGUGUUGCAUGCAGCCCUUAGAAAAAUGCACAUCCGCUUGUAACAAGUAACAAGAAUAUGUGUCCCAAAAACGGCAAAACAAUUUUUGUAAUAAAAAAAGAAAAUGUCAAUACUGAUAUCAAGGAAUAUAAAAUAUAAAAACCACUUAAUAAGAUAGAUAGGAUAAGAUACGAUUCUUUUAUUGAUACAAACAAAUUGAAAUGUUUUUUGAUUGCAUUGUACAUUUUCAGCACAUAAAUAAAACAAUUUGAACACAAGACCUUUAAAAUAAAUUAUUUCACAAGUAAAAAAAAAACCAGCCAUUCAGUGAAUUCUCUUAUGCGUAUCAGGGACUUACUAGUUCUCAUUAAGAUUUGUGACUUCAGAGGGAGCAAGCCGUUAAAUUCGUACAGAUUGGGGAACAACAGAAUGUUUAUAUCUUUCAGUCCUUGCACUGAUGGAAAUAACUCCUCCCGAACUGCCCGAUCCCAAGUAUCUGUGAUGAAGAGGGAGGGAUGUAUCAUGGAAAAUGUGUUUAGUUUGACAAUAAUAUCUUUCUUCAAAUAGUUCUUCCAGUGAAGGAUGUUUAGUUUGUGUUAUGCUCCUAGCUUUCUUGAUUAGUCGGUUUAUGCGGUAUUUAAUAUCAGACGUUGAAUGUUGCGCUGUAGAAUAAGUUAACGACUUAUUUGUUUACACCGAAAUUGUAUAGUUUUUUUGACGUAGAACAGUCUUUGGUUGAAUUUCUUAUACAGCUUUUGGCCGUGCUCACUCCAUGAUAGCUUAUUUGUAAUGGGGACAUUUAAGUACUUAUAUGCCUCUACUUGCUCUACUUUCUCUACACUUUGAUUUUUUAAUGUUGAGAUCUGUAAUCUGAUGUUUUCCCUCCUAAAAUCAACAACCAUUUCCUUUGUUUUCGAGACAUUCAGCUGGAGAAAAUUUUCAUCGCACCGAUUGAUAAAGCUUGUAACUAAGUUGCCGCAUGAUCCUUCUCCUUCAGAUAUUAAGCCAAUGAUGGUGGUAUCAUCAGCAAAUUUUAAGAUUGAAACGGUGUCACUUGAUCUUGAAUAUCAAUGGUAUAUAUUGUAUACAGUGAUAUUAAAAUAUCAUAUAAUAAAAAAAAAUAUUGAAGAGAUUCUUGUUUUGUGCUUAAGCCAACCCAACACUAAUGACACCGGCGUGAAGCUACGAAAGGGCUAGUAAUGAAGAAGUGUGUCUUCUACCUGACCGUCUGUCUUCUAUCUGACAGUCUGUCUUCUAUCUGAAAUGACGGCAAAAUGUUACGAUAUUUUACAGUUUAACUUUAACAAAAAUAUUACGAAGGAGGAGGAAAACGCUCCACAUCCUUAAGUCAAAUAAGCCAUCCGUUCUCAGUGAAUACUAAUUCAUAUAUGGCCUGUUAACCAGAUACGGAUUUGAAGGGAAACGAAUUACUUCCCAGUUUCAAAGGCGGUGAGGUGAUUUAAUUAGCGAUGGGAUCCAGAUAUAAAAAUAUUUCUAAUUAAAAUACCGUUCAUUGUAAAUUAUAUUUUCAAAAAAUUAAAAUUUCAUUUACGUUGUACGAAUGACACAGGCUUUCGCUAAUUACCACGACAAGAACAAGCCUUACAACACGUCAACGAUGUCAUUCUGGCCACAGGUCUACAACGACACACUCAAGUACUGGAGCUGUGCACCAGAUAAUCUAGUGGUCAGUAUUAUCUUAAUGUUUCCAUGUACGGGCUGUGUACCAAAUUUCCUUGUCUCUAAUGUACGGGCUGUGUACCAAUGUGCCCAUGUCUCUAAUGUACGGGCUGUGUACCAAUGUUUCCAUGUCUCUAAUGUACGGGCUGUGUACCAAUGUUUACAUGUCUCUAAUGUACGGGCUGUGUACCAAUGUGUCCAUGUCCAUGUACGGGCUGUGUACCAAUGUUUCCAUGUCCCUAGUGUACAGGCCGUGUACACAUGUUUUCUCAAGUAGUUAAUUAGUUGGACUGGCAUUAUUUUGCUUGUUGGAGUCUACCAGUACAGUUCAUCCUUUGCCAUUUCUCGGAUAACAUUCCUAACCGACUACAUUUUAAUAUUGAGAAACAAAAACACUUUUCCUUCGUUCACCCGCAAGAGAAUCAAUUUAAACACAUUUAGCGGUCGUCAUUCAAUAAUCCAUUUAUCAAAAUUGUAUGGUUAAUUUUACAAUUAGUUAAAGAGACAAAAAAAAUUGACCUACAAAUCGUUUUUUAAUUAAAAAUCAUUGUGUGUAAACUAGUAAAUGAAAUAAACACACAAUAUGUCUUAUUGAUAGUUAAUUGUUGUAUGUCUUAUUGAUAGUGAAUUGCUGUAUGUCUUAUUGAUAGUGAAUUGUUGUAUGUCAGAAGAGAGCUAAAACACCUUCUCGUCAUCAUCCUCAUGUCCUUUAGUCCUUGAACCGUUGGGGCGCCACAGAUGACAUGAACAUUAUCCUUCAUUCCUCUCUGUUUUGGGGCGCCACAGAUGACAUGAAAAUUAUCCUUCAUUCCUCUCUGUUUUGGGGCGCCACAGAUGACAUGAAAAUUAUCCUUCAUUCCUCUCUGUUUUCUGCACUUCGCACAGCAUCGCCUAGUUUUAGUCCGGUCCACUCUUUGAUGUUGUCUUCCCAUCUUUUUCUCUGUCUUCUGAAGAUAGAGCUUAAACACGGUAAUAACACCAGUGGUACCAAAACAUAGGGGGCAUUAGAGCAUAGACGUCACUUUAAAACAGAGGGCGCUAUAACACAAAAGUCACUAUAAAACAGAGGGCACUAUAACACAGAAGUCACUAUAAAACAGAGGGCACUAUAACACAGAAGUCACUAUAAAACAGAGGGCGCUAUAACACAGAAGUCACUAUAAAACAGAGGGCACUAUAACACAGAAGUCACUAUAAAACAGAGGGCACUAUAACACAGAAGUCACUAUAAAACAGAGGGCACUAUAACACAGAAGUCACUAUAAAACUAUAACACAGAAGUCACUAUAAAACAGAGGGCACUAUAACACAGAAGUCACUAUAAAACAGAGGGCACUAUAACACAGAAGUCACUAUAAAACAGAGGGCACUAUAACACAGAAGUCACUAUAAAACAGAGGGCACUAUAACAUAGAAGUCACUAUAAAACAGAGGGCACUAUAACACAGAAGUCACUAUAAAACAAAGGGCACUAUAACACAGAAGUCACUAUAAAACAGAGGGCGCUAUAACACAGAAGUCACUAUAAAACAGAGGGCACUAUAACACAGAAGUCACUAUAAAACAGAGGGCACUAUAACACAGAAGUCACUAUAAAACAGAGGGCACUAUAACACAGAAGUCACUAUAAAACAGAGGGCACUAUGACACAGAAGGCACUAUAAAACAGAGGGCACUAUAACACAGAAGGCACUAUAAAACAGAGGGCACUAUAACACAGAAGGCACUAUAAAACAGAGGGCACUAUAACACAGAAGGCACUAUAAAACAGAGGGCACUAUAACACAGAAGGCACUAUAGCAAGGUGGCGUUAGAGCACUGGUGUACAUUUCGGUAAGUUGCAUCAAGUUACAAGUUUAAACACAUCUCAGUUCGUUUCAUCUUCUGCUAGAAUGCCUUUGGGAUGAUGGAUGAGGUGCCAUUACCACUGAUAGAAGCUUUCUUAAAGUUGAUUGGAUUGAGUAACUUAGUGGAUGAGAUCGACUUCCUGAUGAAAGACAAGUAGGUGUUCUGGUAAUAUGUGCUUCAAGUAGGUGUUCUAGUAACAUAUACUUUAAAUAGGUGUUCUGGUAAGGUGUGCUUUAAGUACAUGCUCUGGUUAAAUGUGCUUUAGAAAUAGUUGCUUUAUUCAAAUUAUUCAACUUGAUAUUUCGUUUGAUGAAAGUACUAUUGGUACUAUUAGUAUAUUGUUUAGUCCUAUUUCAUUCAGCGAAAAAAAAAUGUAAUAUUAAGUUUCACCAUACAGUUGAAAGAACUGGGAUUGUGGCUAACUAUUUCUUUUUUUGUUUUUUUGUUGUGUUGGUUUGUUUUUUUGUUUUUUUUAUUACCGAUUGUUCGCCUUCUUACUGAUUAGGGUUUUGAGGGACUUGAUGAUCGAUAAAAGUAUGAGUGAACUAUUUUGUAUUUUACUGCCAACGCACAGGGCGAUGUUCCUGCAGGCAUUUCACAUUCCUCCAGACUUCGAUGACACUUUCGUCAACCUUGGCCUUGGCUCCAUACUCUACCAGCUGAGAGAAACGUUCCCGUCUGCUUGGGGCUUAUGGAAUAAUCAAAACAGAAACCUUACGUCAGGUAUAGUUAGAGGAAUAUUACAUAAGGUAUAGUUUGUAGAAAAAUGACACCAGGUAUGGUUUAUAAGGACAUUACAUCCUGUAUAUUUAAGAAGAACAUUACAAUGGGUAUAUUAUGUAGGGAUAUUGCAUCAAGUAUAGUGAUAGAGGCAUAACAUCUAUAAUUAUUAUUACAUAACUUAAAGUAUAGUUAUAAGGACCAUGCCUCAGGUAUAGUUGAUAGGGACAAUAUAUCAGGUAUAGUUUAUAGGGAAAAUACUUAAGGUAUGGUUAUAGCAUAUUAUAUUAUGCAUAGUUUUAAACAGUUAACUGUUGUCAAAACCAAUUUAUAAUUUCUUCCUGGCAGUGUUCGAUGCCCUGAAGAAAUACGCCUACAGACCAUUUUCAGACGACCCAAAUUUAAACACUAUUGAUCCCAGGACUUACUUCUAUAUGCGUUCAUUCCUGGACCAAGCUAAGUCUCAAGGAAGGGAUAUUGCAUUAGUACCGACGUGGGUAAGUAGCACCAACAUGGCUAUGUUGUAACUGCAUGGUUACAUAGUAACGACAUGACGACGUGGUACCGGCAUAGUUAAGUAGUACCGACAUGGUGAAGUUGUACCGAUUUGGGUAAGUAGUAUAAACAUGGGUAAGUAGUGCAGAAACAGGUCAUUAGAACAUCCAUAGGUAAGUAGUACAGGCAUGAGUAGUAAUGCCGACCUGGGGAUAAUAGUCCCCCAUCAACUCUAUCCCUCGCCAUGUUACUGUUACUUGUUCGACCUCUAUUUUGUCUCCCAGAUUCAAACAAUUGACGAGCUGCGCACCGACUUCUAUCUGGGCGUGGCCAUGCCCUUCCAGCUCAACAACGUUGACGUCACCGUGUCCGCCAAUACAAUCUUUGGGAUGACGUCAGCUGUCCUUUCUGGACUUGUCAACCCUCAAAUUCUGAACGACCCAGUUCUUGCGGUGGGUUUAGAUUCAUUAAUAUAGUUUUAAUGUUGUACUAAUGUUGUAUUAAUGUAGUUUUAAUGUUGUACUAAUGUUGUAUUAAUGUAGUUUUAAUGUUGUACUAAUGUUGUAUUAAUGUAGUUUUAAUGUUGUACUAAUGUUGUAUUAAUGUAGUUUUAAUGUUGUAUUGAUGUAGUAUUAAUGUAGUGUUUAUGUAGUAAUGAUUUUGAGUAUAGUAUUGUCUUCUUUCCUGACGGCACACGUGUUAAAGUAAUUAUCGUAUUCUCAUUUCUUUGUUUCAUUAAUGUAUCUUUUUCUCAUCAUUAGAUAAUUAAUUAAUCUAAUAAAUCAAAUUUUUACCCCCCCCCCCAACCCCCUUCGUGUCACUAACUUUCACACUUUCUAUUACCCACUCAGCCCUUCGCCCUAAAUGGACUGCUCCUUAUUCAUCCAAACGAUAUUCAUCCAAAUAACACUUUCUAUUACCCACUCACCCCUUCGCCCUAAAUGGACUGCUCCUUAUUCAUACAAACGAAUUCAUACAAACGAUAUAUAUAUAUAUAUAUAUAUAUAUAACAUUUAUAUACGAAAAUACAUUGUUAAAAGUUAUGUUUUAUGAAAACAUUAUCAGAAAAUACUAACAUAACGGCAUGUGAUGUUUGCAGGUCUUAGAAAUGACCAACCAUAUUCUCCAUCUAUCAAUAAGUUACUUCGGUUCAGUCAGAGCUAAGCUUUAAGAGGACGACACACACAAAUGUGAAUAUUCACUUUUGAAAACUUAAAAAUAAAGAACUCGCUAACAUGUUGAAAGAGCUGAAUCUUUGUAAAUAUAAUUUUUUUAAUAAACUUUUUUAUACCGGUAUAUAUAUAUAUAUUUGAACAUUCAGCAAAUAUAUCUCAACACGUCAUCGCUUCUGGCAUUUGAAAUCAAAACCAACUUCUCAGACCGACCCGACUUGGCCUUGACCUAUUAUCCAUCGCAGAUAGAAUUCUAUUGGUUCGUUUCACGAACUCUAGCCAUCCUGGAAACAGCUCAUCGGAAAAGACCAUUUCCAGUUCCGGUGAGUGAUAACUUUAAAAGUAUCACGUCCAUCAACUGUGUUAUUAUAUUGAAUAGUUUUAGUCACAAUUCGGUGAUGUAUUUAAGUUUUAAAUGAAGAAACAAAAUUAAGUUUUUUUUUUGUUUUUUUUAUUGGCAUUCAUGUUUGUAUAAAUUUAAAAGAUUUAAAAAUUCAAUGUAUCCACGUUUAACUAUUGAUUUGUACUAUUUAGACCUUUUGAAGCCGCAUCUCAAUAGUUUCUGAUCUUUAUUCAUCCGCUUCCUGCAGGUGAUGGAACCUGUGUACACUCUACUGAAGGAAGCGGCAGAACAUGAAAUGACAAAUUCCAUCGUGUCCAAAGCCAAGUCUGAGCAGACAGAGGAAGUUUAUUUUGAUGAUUUCCUUGGAGACGGUGACGUCACUCACGCGAACAAGUCUCUGGUAGAUUGA
Molecule: messenger RNA, 7794 nt
Organism: Lymnaea stagnalis (great pond snail)
Lineage: Eukaryota; Metazoa; Mollusca; Gastropoda; Lymnaeidae
Source: the annotation of a GenBank genome assembly